AUGUCCCUGCUCAAGUCAAUCUUCCCCGGCGUCGCCGUCGUCACCGGUGCCGGUGGAACUGGAAUCGGCGCUGCAGUCACCAGAGCUUUUGCCGCUGCAGGAUGUGAAAGAAUCGCCAUCACAGACGUCAAUCCAUCCACCCUAGAGCAGACCCGACACGCAGUCGCCUCCACUUAUCCUAAGGUGCAGCUCCUCGCCCACGCGGGCAGUGUCGCUGAGGAUCUCUUUGCACAAUCGUUCAUCGAUCACGUCGUCCAAAAAUUCGGCCGUGUCGACUAUGCCGUCAACUGUGCAGGUGUGUUGGGUCUGCCCAGGAGGUCAGAUGAAACUAGUAUUGAGGAAUUCGAUCGCGUCAAUAAUAUCAAUUAUCGUGGUUGCUGGCUAUCUUCCCGGGCUCAGCUGAAGCAGAUGCUUGCCCAAGAGGCACUCCCAAGUCAUGAUUCCCGUCGCCCUCCCCAACGAGGUGCCGUCGUGAAUAUUGCCAGUCAGCUGGGAAUCGUCAGCCGUCCAAAUGCACCGGCAUAUUGUGCAUCAAAAUCAGCCAUCAUUGGUCUGACGCGUGCCGAUGCAAUUGAUUACUCCAAAGAUGGGAUCCGCGUGAACUGCGUAUGUCCCGGGGUCAUCGAGACGCCUCUAGUGAUGGAGAAAAAGGAAGUGCGUGAAGCCAUCACUCCAGCCGUAGAAACCGCUCCCAUGAAAAGGAUGGGGAUGCCGCAAGAAGUGGCUGAUGCAGCCCUAUUUCUUUGUUCAACGCAGGCUUCAUUCGUUCAAGGUCAUGCGAUGGUAGUGGAUGGCGGAUAUAUCACAGUGUAA
Messenger RNA from Penicillium waksmanii, 813 nucleotides. Its product is annotated as SDR family NAD(P)-dependent oxidoreductase. NCBI's taxonomy places the organism in Eukaryota, Fungi, Ascomycota, Eurotiomycetes, Eurotiales, Aspergillaceae. The transcript is spliced from 3 exons. The coding region runs from base 1 to 813 and encodes 270 amino acids. The record is from RefSeq and is a predicted model, not a curated record.